Molecule: messenger RNA, 5203 nt
Organism: Struthio camelus australis
Lineage: Eukaryota; Metazoa; Chordata; Aves; Struthioniformes; Struthionidae
Source: RefSeq, a predicted model, not a curated record
GUUUUUUUUUUCCCCUAUUAUAGAUUCACUGGAAAAGAAUGAAAUAAAACAUGGAGUCUUCUAAACUGGAGUAUGUUUCAUGGGCCAUAGUUAAAAGGAAAAAGAAGACAGAAGGAGAUGAGAGAACAGGAUUAUAAUGCCUGUCAAGAUUUUUCUGUUUUUGUGAUAUAUCUGAACUCGUGACAUAAUACAGCCCAUGAUUUGUAGUAAUACCUUACUAAUAUAUGUCGAAAGAGAAGACAGUUACUGUAGACCUUUCUUAAAAAGAGCUUUUAUUCUAAUAACUUUAGCUCUUAAGAUAUUUUAAGCUUAGUUGGACACCAUAUUUUUUUUGUUGUUUUUUUCCCCUGUUUUUAGUCCCAGAGUUAAAAACUUUGGUGACUUUAUUUUAAUUGACAAGCUCUUUCUGAUAGAUGGCCAUCAGCUGCCCGUGGAAUAUUGACGUAAACCCCUGAAAUGGUUACUGUGACAGAGUUGAAUGGAAUGCCAUGACUUCAGAGCAAUUCUCUUAGGACCUCCUCCUUUGCCUUGCACCCAUCAUAUCCUUAAAUAUUUAAGUGUAAAUAGUGCAAUUAUAAUAAUCUAAAAAAUAAUGGCAUGGGUGAAAUUCUUAAGAAAACCUGGAGGUAACCUUGGAAAAGUUUAUCAGCCUGGAAGUAUAUUGUCCCUGGCCCCCACAAAAGGCUUACUAAAUGAACCAGGACAAAACAGCUGCUUUCUUAAUAGUGCUGUUCAGGUGUUAUGGCAACUUGACAUAUUUCGGCGGAGUUUAAGAGGUUUAACUGGACAUGUGUGUCAGGGAGAUGCUUGCAUAUUUUGUGCUUUAAAGGCAAUUUUUUCACAGUUUCAACACAGUCGAGAAAAAGCACUCCCAUCAGAUAAUAUGAGACAUGCCCUGGCAGAAAGUUUUAAGGAUGAACAGCGUUUUCAGCUUGGAUUCAUGGACGAUGCAGCGGAGUGCUUUGAAAAUAUUCUUGAGAGGAUUCAUUUUCACCUAGUGCCGAACAGUGAAACAGAUAUGUGCACUUCAAAAUCUUGUAUUGCUCAUCAGAAGUUUGCUAUGACACUGUAUGAACAGUGUGUAUGUCGCAGUUGUGGAGCGUCAUCAGACCCCUUGCCUUUUACGGAGUUUGUGCGUUAUAUUUCUACCACAGCCCUGUGUAAUGAAGUAGAUAGAAUGAUGGAAAGGCAUGAACGUCUCAAGCCGGAAAUGUUUGCAGAAUUGCUGCAAGCAGCAAAUACUUCUGAUGACUAUAGAAAGUGUCCUAGUAGCUGUGGUCAAAAAAUAAAAAUUCGUCGUGUUCUUAUGAAUUGCCCUGAGAUUGUCACAAUUGGUUUAGUCUGGGAUUCAGAACACUCUGAUCUGACAGAAGAGGUUAUGCGGAAUCUGGCAACACAACUUUAUCUUCCUGGGCUGUUCUAUAGGGUUACGGACGAAAACGCCAAAAAUAGUGAACUUUUUCUUGUGGGAAUGAUUUGCUACACAAGCCGACAUUACUGUGCCUUUGCCUUUCACACUAAAAGUUGCAAGUGGGUGCUGUUUGAUGAUGCUAAUGUCAAAGAGAUUGGAACAAAAUGGAAAGAUGUGGUCUCCAAGUGUAUUCGAUGUCACUUUCAGCCUUUGUUGCUAUUUUAUGCUAACCCAGAUGGCACGGCUGUAUCUGCAGAAGAUGCUCCAAAGCAGAUUAUUCACUGGUCUCAAUACAAAGCAGCAGGAGGAAAUGGGGAAGACUUGGGAUUUGAAAAGCAUUCUGUUCUUAAACUAGACCACACAAAAGAGAAUGGAAUUGGAGACCCUGCUAAUCAAAAGAGUAAUAAAAAACUUCAGCCAGAUAAUACAGCAUUCAGUAGAAGCCAUAUUCAAGCUAGUGGUGGUAGAGGUCCAGCUAAGUUAGGUUACAGUGAUCAAAAGGAUAGGCUGAAGGACAUAUCCAGAGAGUGUGCUCAGAAAGCUGCUGAUAUGAAAAACUUUUCAUCUUUACGAAAAGAUGCAGACAGGGGACUGAGAAAAGAAUCUGGGAGACAAAGAGAUUUGAUUGGGGAAGAUCGUUCCAAUUUUAAGUCAGGGUCUCCUCCAGCUGGAAGUGGACUUAGACAAUAUGCUGAUCAGCGCAUAUACAACAGCCAGGGAAGAGGACCUUAUAAGCAUGACAGUGCACCUCACCAAGCCAAGCUUUCUGUACAGGUGCCAGGAUCAAAUAAAACAGAACCUUUUCCUGCUGGGGAGAAGGUGAUGAUCAGGACCCGGACUGAUGGUGUCACUGGCUACGAUACAGACAGCAGCCAAGACUCUAGGGACAAAGGAAGUAUCAGCAGCAGAAGCAGAAGUAAAGGUUGGAAACCCAUGCGAGAGACACUAAACGUAGACAGCAUUUUCAGUGAGACUGAGAAGAAGCAGCAUAGCCCAAAACAUAAAGCAAAUCUAAACAGUAAAUCUAAGCAUGAAAAAGAGCGGAGCUUUAACCAUUGGCCCAAGGAGAACCAGAUCCAGAAAGGUUUAAUGACUAUAUAUGAAGAUGAAACAAAACAGGAUACAGGAAGUCGAAGCUCUUUGGAUUCAGAGGGAAAAGGGAAUGCUGAAAAAAGCAAAGGAUUUACAGAGAGAAAAAUCCACGGUGAUAACUGGCAAAUGCAGAGGACAGAAUCUGGGUAUGAAAGCAGUGAUCAUAUCAGCAAUGGAUCUGCAAAUCUGGACUCACCUGUUAUUGAAGGAAUCAGCCCAGCAGAUGUCAAGAACAUUAAAGAAAGUGUUUCCUGCAGCAACCAGAACUUGUCAACCAAGAAAGCUGAAAAUGUGUUACGUUCUGUUUCCCAGCAGAGCAGAAACUUUUAUGACUUGAGGAAAGACCAGCUAGAUUCAGAAGUUAACUAUAGACCUCAUGUUAAUUUCCCAACAGAAUUACCUUUGCAGAUGCCCAGUCCUCCAGUAAAAAGAGCUGAAAUGCCUGAGACUAAUAGGAAACUUUUCCCAUCAUCAACUGUACAGCCAGUUCUUAAAGACCACAUUAAGACAGAAAGUAAGAACAAGGCAAAUGAACAAAAUCCUUCAGAGUGGCUUAAUCCAGACAAGUUUGAGAAGAUGAAUGUGUCAGCAUAUUGUGCUGAUAAUGUACCCCACUCGUAUACAGAAAACAUCUGUGGAAGGAGGCCGAUCAACAAUGACUUUCACUCCUCUUCUCAGCUGCAGCCUCAUCCCACAAGAACUUUUGGCCCAAAGCUGGGCUUGUCGCCAUUGGUGCCCCAGAACCCUUCGGAACUGCCCACAGCGCUGCCCUCUCCUGGUGAGCAUGCUGGGCACCCGCUCCGAAGGGUGGAUGCACAUUGGGUGCCCGAAGCAGUUUACCAGAAUCUUCCUCCCCCUUUACCUCCAAAGAAAUAUACUCUGAAUAUUUCACCAGGAUCAGAAAAUAACUCAGCAGCAGAUGUAAAAUUGACAGAAGUCUUGCAAAAUAAUCCUGUAAGGCAAACGGGCACACCUUUAAAAUCUGUAUCGGAAGCAAAUGUAUUUAUGAACGAACAGAGGUUGAGAGAGCCAUUUCAAGGGAGUGAGCUAUUUGCUCAUAAACCACAUUCUCCACCUGGCUUAUCAGUUAAUGACUUUUGGACUGUGUCUGAAAACUUUCUAAAGAAAGGAUCUUGUCAGGCAGGACCAACUUCUAGCUAUGCAGAUGCAAAUGACAGUGUAUCUCUAACGACUUACUUUUCAGUAGAUAGUUGUAUGACUGACACAUAUAGGAUGAAAUAUCAUCAGAGACCCAAGCUGUAUUUUACAGACAGUGGAGGCUUUCACAAAGAAAAGCAUCUACCAUCAACGGGAGCAGAACUGAGUGCUACCUACCAUGCUACUCUUGGGCCCAGUUAUCCCACAUCUGAGCAAAGAUACAAGGCAAAUGUAGAAGGCAUACACUGCAGUAGAUAGAUUAAAAAGAAUCUGGAUCUGACUGUUGCAUUUCAUAUACUCUCUACGUGGACAGGAACCUUGAAUCUGCUUGUGUGAUAAGCAAGGUACAGUCGACUAGGUACCUUUUUAGGAGUUAUGACUGUUUCAAUGAAUAUGCAAGUAGAGGUGAACAGAGGAGAAGAGGUGCUAAGCUUCUGGUUCUUUGAUUUGUUAUUCUUGUUGCCUUAAACUUUACCUCCAUUAUUUGGCUUUCUCUUUUACAAUUUAUAUUUUAAGUGGUCCCUUGGGGUGUAUUUAUGGUAUAGCGUUCAGAUCAACUACAUGUUAGUUAUUUUUAAAGAUGAUUUAAAUAGUUGCAGUUUUAAAAAAGUGUUCCAUUAGACUGUGGACACUAAAUGUACCCGGCAAGUGCUUAGACUAACAAAAGGGAUAAGCAUACUACCAUAUAUAAUGCAGUAAAUACAGUUAUAACAGAGCAGUAUUUUUCCUGGUAGGUAACAGGAGCUGUUACUUGUUUUUUCAGCUGACUUCUGUGAGAAUCUGCGCUUUCACAAACCUUUAAGUGUCUUUAAUACUAGUUUACCCAGAGAAUUUAUAACUUGGUAUUUAAAAAGCCUUACUAAUAAUUCUUUUAGAAUUGUUCUGGUUUGCAAGUGUUAGGUAAGAUUUUAAAGGUAAUUCAGAUAAACCACAGUAGUAGAUUGUCCUAUUAAUACACCUGCUCUGUGUUUGUAUACAUUUUUAAGCUAAUACAUUUAUCAGAUUUGUUCUCCCUAGAAGAUACCUACUUCAACUUACUAAAAUUCAGUUUAACCACAUAAACUACAAAUUGAUGUGGCAGAAUAGGAUAUAAUUUUAAAAUAUGGAAGUAUCAUGCAACUGUCAAAGACACAUUUUGUAAGGCCUUAGGUAUAUAGUUACUAUUCAUGUUCAGUUCAGACUGAUUCUAUAGUUGCAUGUAAAGUCAAUGUUGCUAUUUAUUAAACUUCGUAUCUUUUUUCAGCUUGACAUCUUAAGCUAAGUUUAAGGGAUCAGACAUUUUGAUUUUACUGACAUAAAAUUUUUUCCUCUUCAGAGCAGUUCUACAAAUGGUAAAUAGUAUCUUACUGGAUCAGGCUGAACCCGCAGCCGUUCAGACUGCAGUGUCUAAGGUGGCAUGGGAAGCAGAGGUUCCUCUCUUUCUCUGCUCUAGCGUUCCGCCCUGCGAUUUUGGCAGCUCAGGCGUUUACCACGCCUUUUGCAAACCUGAUUUAUUUCACUAACAAGGCAGAAGAUUUUAUGUGAUUAAGUUCAGUCAGUUCA